AUGGACAUGUGUAAGCAUUCUACUAUCAAAUUUAUCUGUGAAUAUUUCGUUGACGUAGCGUUCAAGCGUCUCAAGGGCAGUCAACGUCAGUGGUACGAAUUCGACGAGGCUUCCAUGACUAUCCGUGUCUUCCGUACUGAGGAGGAAGCGAACACUGUUAACAAAGAACCACUCAGGGUGAUAAACGUGCUGAACGCCGUCUUCAACAUCGAUCCGUCCGAGUUGAACCAAUUCGUUAUCACGUAA
Messenger RNA from Dicrocoelium dendriticum, 246 nucleotides. The record is from the annotation of a GenBank genome assembly. NCBI's taxonomy places the organism in Eukaryota, Metazoa, Platyhelminthes, Trematoda, Plagiorchiida, Dicrocoeliidae.